GGAAACAUUGGGGACUUGAAGAUUUAAAGGAGACGGGGAAUCGCUUUUCUCUCCCCCUUUAGAUAUUAUUGUAGACCUUACUCAUACUUACCUACUAAACCUAUUGGAUGGGCACAGGUAAGGGGUAAGACAUCUUUGUAUAACAAGCCCGCAAUAUAUGUGAACGGGGAGGGGGGGACUGGCUGGGGAGCAGAGCGACGUCGGGUCAAAAUGUCGAUACAGUAUGUAGAAGAACCACUGGCCGAUAGCUAUGGGGUGGCGGAUUCGUUCCCCAAAGAUUUUGGUUAUGGAGAAGAAGAGGCCGACAUCGAGGACAGCCCGGCACCCUCUGACAGUAAACCGAGGAUACUGCUCAUGGGACUGCGAAGGAGUGGCAAGUCAUCGAUCCAAAAGGUGGUGUUCCACAAGAUGUCUCCCAAUGAGACGCUGUUCCUGGAGAGCACCAAUAAGAUCUACAAGGACGACAUCUCCAGCAGCUCGUUCGUCAACUUCCAGAUCUGGGACUUCCCCGGCCAGGUGGACUUCUUCGACCCCACCUUUGACUACGAGAUGAUCUUCAGAGGGACGGGGGCGCUCAUAUUCGUCAUCGACGCACAGGAUGACUAUGUGGAGGCGUUGGGGCGUUUGCACCUGACGGUGUCACGGGCGUACCGGGUGAACCCCGAGAUCAACUUCGAGGUCUUCAUCCACAAGGUGGACGGGCUGUCGGACGACCACAAGAUUGAGACACAGCGCGACAUCAACCAGAGGGCCAAUGAUGACCUUGCUGAUGCUAGCCUGGAAAGACUGCACCUCAGCUUCUACCUGACGAGUAUCUAUGACCACUCCAUAUUUGAAGCCUUCAGUAAAGUGGUGCAGAAGCUCAUUCCCCAGCUUCCCACACUGGAAAACCUUCUCAACAUCUUUAUAUCGAACUCGGUGAUCGAGAAGGCCUUCCUGUUCGACGUGGUCAGUAAGAUCUACAUCGCCACAGACAGCUCGCCGGUGGACAUGCAGUCCUACGAGCUCUGCUGCGACAUGAUCGACGUGGUCAUCGACGUCUCCUGUAUCUACGGUCUUAAGGAGGAUGGCAGUGGCAGUGCGUAUGAUAAGGAGUCCAUGGCCAUCAUCAAGCUGAACAACACCACCGUGCUCUACUUGAAGGAGGUCACCAAGUUCCUGGCCCUCGUCUGCAUCCUCAGAGAGGAGAGCUUCGAACGCAAAGGCCUGAUCGACUACAAUUUCCACUGCUUCCGGAAGGCCAUCCACGAGGUGUUUGAGGUAGGCAUGACGACGUCUCGCACGCCCCCGACCCCCACGGGAACGCCGUGCCUCAUGAAGGGCGUGGCCCUCAAUGGAACGCCGCGCAGCACCGUCUAGAGGGGCGGGGCCCGACCACACGAGACACGAGAGAAGAGAGCGAGCGAGAGACAGAUGAAGAGAGAUGCCAGGACACCAGAGAAUGAAAGAGAGAUGGACACGGACACAAAUGGACAAAGAGGAGAGGAUGAUAUGACUUGAGAAGGGUGCUGGUGAUUAGGAAGAGCACAAGGGUAGAGGGGCACAUCCUCUAUGCCAACCAUGACCUCCCCCACCCACAGGCCCUUUAACCUUUGACACCCCCUUACGCACCCUGAAUCCCUCCCUCCAUCCCCAGCCCCUCUUCCCUCCCCUGCUCCUCCACCCCGCACCCUAAGAAAAGCUCCUGAGAUUUUUUUUUUUUAAAAUAAAAGAAAAAGAAAUUUAAAAAGCUGCACAGGGACAGAGAAAGAGACUCUACUGCCACACCACACCCUACACCCUAACUCAGAAGACAAACUACUCAAAAACAUAAAAGUAAAUAAUUAAAAUAAAAAAGGAAAUUUAAAAAAAGGACUGCUGCAGGGGAGUGAGCGCUUCUCUGGAGCUCUAGAGUGUCGCUACAGCAGAAUCAGGACGGGAGAAUGGGAUCAAGAAAGACAAGAAAAAAGAGAGGAUGGAGGGAGGGAGGGAGUGAUGGAUGGAUGGAUGUGGAAGAAUCUCUUUCAUGGCAUGGAGAGGCAUUAUUGCGCAGCUCGGCAGGAGAAAGGGGACAGACCAGGCAGGCCGGGGUUAACUGUGUACACUGAGAGAAUGACUAAGAUGUUUUAUUUUCUUGUAGUCCAAGUCUGGUAAAUAUAUGAGCGUAUGCACACAGACCUCCCCAUGGGCUGUCUCGGUCUCUCCUGCCAGCUCGUGAACGUGGGAAGUUAAUAACCUCUUGAAUCUGCUGUAUGUUAUUAUCGACAUGAUCUAUAUAUUUUUUUUCUCCCUUCUGAUUCUUUUUACUGUGCUGCUGGUUCCUGGAGGAUAUAGUGAAGCUUGUGGCUGGUUGGCCGAGGGCGUGUGUACUGUACAAUGCUGUAAUGUACCCUUGCCAACAGUAGGACUUAACUCCACUUGGGAAGCCUUAUGUAGGGGAAGCCGUCGCUGCAUCGUGUGGCGUUGUAGGUCGCUUGUUGGCUGCAAGCUUCAUAAUGGCCCUCACUCAGUGCACCUCAAUCUUUACCUGUGAUGAUUGAUUGUCUUUUUGUUCUGGUUUAUUUUUUUCCAUUUUCUUUUCUCUUUUUUUGUCAUGAUUUUUCAUUUUUUUUUGAGUUUGUCAGGAGUUAAAAGGGAUUCUGCUUGAUGUUUAAUAGUGCAUUUGUGUGCGCGCCUGCGUGUGUGUGAUACAGUAGAUUGUGUAUUGGUUGCAACAUGCCAUGUGCGGAAUGAGGUUUGUAAGCGAGGCAGUUGAUUUCUUUUUCGAAUAUAAAGACUGAUUUAGCAGGCAGGGUAGGGUAGGAGGAAGGCCCUCUGUAGCCAGGGGAAUGUGGGUGUUCCCCGGGAGCCCUGCCUGUGGAUGCUUUCGAUGGACAGGUGGCAAACCCUGGUUUCCCUUUAGUCACCCAUGGAGGUGUAACACGCUAACCGUAACCACAGAAGCUUACAGGUGUGGACAGACGCCUGUUGGCCAGUCUUGGCUCUACCGGCUCGCAUUCCCAAACACACUGGUCCUGCUGUAGAUGCCGGUGACACCGCUUUGAUCAGCUAGUGUAUCCCUCACCGCUGUUUCGAUCAUUUGCUAGGUUUUCCCUCACUGCAUGGGUCAGGUUACCCCUCAACACCUGGAUGAGGUGCCAAGUUACUUUUGUUGCCCUCAUCUCUAUGAUCAGUAGAUCAGUUGCCAGGUUACCUUCACCGCUAAUGACCUGUUAAUAGGUUACCCUCAGAGAAAAGAUGCUGGUGAGCUAGUGCCGCAUCUCUUGUGCAGAUGACGUCAUCACUGUGACACAUUCUAGAAUGUACGCGAGAAACUCACCCAGAAGGUCUGAGCAGAUACACGGCUAUGCCCACUGAUCAGGUGUUCAAGCGAAACCCCCCCUCUGAUCAUUGAUGUAUGUCUCCUAGAUGCUGGGCCUUCUAGACACUUGCGCUUUGGGAAUGAAGAGCACAGAGGAGCAGGGUGUGACCAUAGCUGUUAACGGUGUUAUAUCUUUACAUGCUAAAACUCCUGAUUAGCUUCGCCCUCUCUCACUAGUGGUGUGUGAACUGCUGUCCCUUUUGAAGAGCAGGAAUACAUGCUGUUUUUUUCUUUCCUUUUCUUCUUUUUUGUUUUUUCUAUCUUCUUUUCUGGCACAGCACCUACUGAGUGACAGGAACCCUGUGUCCUUCCUGAGCAUGCCUGCAUCGAUUGGAGUCAAACACACUUCAAACACCAAUACACACACCUCUUUAAGGUUGUCUCUUACUCUCUCCGCCAUCGACCAUUCUUAAAGGGAACAGCACUAACACUUUUAAGAAAUCCUGGAAAAGAAACGCGACCAAACAAAAAACGUCACUCAUUAAGAGAUAUAAGGAAUAAAUGAAUACAAAACCACAGUGACGCCACGUUCGCUAGUGAUUUUUUUUGCUUUUUUCGUCACCUCACACGUCUGCCGCAGGUGGAAGUGUUCCCAUGGUCUUCUGAUGACGUGUGAACACGGGGAGCCAGUGCCUUUCUCUUUCCAGGCAGAGUGUUCAAAGCGUUUUAAAUGUCAUGAGCCUUCUUAACCCCUCGUCCAGGCUUCUUCUCACAUUUAAUACAUGUUUUAUUAAAAUAAUAAAAACAGCAUGGAUAUGGA
Molecule: messenger RNA, 4100 nt
Organism: Engraulis encrasicolus (European anchovy)
Lineage: Eukaryota; Metazoa; Chordata; Actinopteri; Clupeiformes; Engraulidae
Gene: rragca
Product: Ras-related GTP binding Ca
Exons: 7
Coding region: 211-1359 (382 amino acids)
Biological process (GO): cellular response to starvation; negative regulation of autophagy
Cellular component (GO): lysosome; nucleus; Gtr1-Gtr2 GTPase complex
Molecular function (GO): GTP binding; GTPase activity
Source: RefSeq, a predicted model, not a curated record